GACAUCAUCAGCUGCUAGCCGGAAACGGAGUCUAGUAGGAACGCUGGUAGCUCGCCACCCGCUUCCAUCCUCCUAGCGCCUGUCAGCCAUUAUCGUUUUGUUCUCGCCGGGUUCAUAGGUCCGAUUGGGGGUAGCCGACACGAAUUUUCACCGAAGAUCAUCGCAGGUAACGCAAAGAACGUAGAGCUGUACCGAGAUGUACGGCAACGGAUAUUCCAAUCAGACAUCUUACAGACCUAGGACAGACAGAGAAUAUGGCAACCGCACAGGCGGAGGCACAUACUGGAACAGCCAACAACAGCCUCACGGAGACAUGGGUGGGCUGAAGCAAAAUCAAAAAAAGGCGCCUGGUGAUCUGUUGAAGAAACCAAACUGGGACUUGAACUCUCUCCAACCGAUAAUUAAGAAUUUAUAUGUCCCACACGCAAAUGUUGUCAGCCGAUCUCCCGACGAAGUAAACAAGUACCAUAUUGGCAAAGAAAUCACUGUAAAGGGAAACAACACCCCUUUCCCAAUCCAGGCCUUCGAAGAAGGAAACUUCCCGGACUAUGUCAUGGAGGAAAUUAGAAAACAGGGAUUCAAAGAGCCUACUGCUAUUCAGUCACAAGGAUGGCCCAUUGCUCUCAGCGGUCGUGAUAUGGUCGGCAUCGCCCAAACUGGAUCCGGCAAAACUUUGGCUUACGUGCUUCCCGCCACUGUGCAUAUCAACAAUCAGCCGCGACUAGGGCGAGGAGAGGGACCAAUCGUUCUCAUCUUGGCGCCAACGAGAGAGCUUGCGCAGCAGAUCCAGAGCGUAGCUCGAGACUUCGGAUCCUCCUCAUGCAUUCGUAACACUUGUAUCUUUGGAGGGUCACCAAAAGGACCACAGGCUCGUGACCUAGAGCGUGGUGUGGAGAUUUGCAUAGCCACGCCUGGACGUCUAAUUGAUUUUCUUGAGAAGGGUACGACUAAUCUUCGCAGAUGCACGUACUUAGUUUUGGAUGAAGCAGACAGGAUGUUAGAUAUGGGAUUUGAACCUCAGAUCAGGAAAAUUAUAGAGCAAAUUAGACCCGAUAGACAAGUUCUGAUGUGGUCAGCUACCUGGCCCAAAGAAGUACAAGCUUUGGCCGAAGAUUUUCUCAGUGAUUACAUUCAGAUCAAUAUUGGAUCCCUGACUUUGGCUGCCAACCAUAAUAUACGACAAAUAAUUGAAAUAUGCCAGGAACAUGAGAAGGAAACGAAGCUCUCUUCCCUCUUGAGAGAGAUUGGAGCAGACCGCGGUAACAAAACGAUAAUAUUUGUUGAAACUAAGAAGAAGGUGGACGACAUAACCAAGGCAAUAAAACGUGAAGGAUGGUCAGCAAUUGCGAUACACGGAGAUAAGUCGCAGCCAGAAAGAGAUUACGUUCUGUCAGAGUUUAGAAAUGGAAAGACUGCUAUACUGGUUGCCACUGACGUAGCUGCACGAGGCUUGGACGUUGAGGAUGUAAAAUAUGUAGUGAAUUUCGACUAUCCAAAUAGUUCCGAGGACUACAUCCACAGGAUAGGCAGAACAGGUCGUUGCGAAAGUGCUGGUACAGCUUAUGCAUAUUUCACACCAAACAACGCCAGACAGGCUAAGGAAUUGGUCUCUGUCCUGGAAGAGGCUGGCCAGCCGAUCAAUCCCCAAUUAUCAGAGAUGGCAAACUCGCAAAGAAAUCAAUUUGGAAAGGGUCGUCAACGCUGGAAUACUGUCCGACCCACCAAGGACAAUAGUAGCGGAGGUCCCGGGAGCCCACGAAACAUUGGCAGUCCCAAUGCAAACAACUGGCAAAAUAAUCAGCAGAACAGUAUUCAAGACAGGUCGACCCCGCGCCAGCAAAACGGCUACCAAAACAAUCGGCAAACAAAUUAUCACAGUAAUCAGAACAGCUAUCAGCCGAGGCAGCCGAAUGGUUAUCAAAAUGGAUAUCAGAAUGGUAAUAGUGGAGGUGGAUACCAAGGCAAUUUCCACAAUCAGAAUGGAGGUACGCCCAGGUAUCAAGGACGUGGUGGAUACCAGGGGAAUAGGUACAACAAUAGACAGAAUGGGUUCAAUGGUAACCAAAAUGGACAGGGCAUGUACUCUAUGCCACCGCCAUUCAUGAUGCCACCAGGCAGUCAUACAGAUGCAGGCAUCCAAAGCCUGGUAAACAACAAGUUCUUCCAGACCAACAGGCCACCACCAGGCACUAACCCGUGUGCUUAUCAAUCAAUGGGUUAUGGCCAGUUUCAACCAGUGUCACCAUACGGAUACCCUUAUCCACCAACCCCGGUGCAGCAGUGACAUCUUUCGAGAGGGAAACCCUCUGGGGCACGGGCCAAGUAAGCAGGAAAUAAUAUUUUAUACUUCCCUGUUUCCUAAAUGUCCCGUGAAUAAUUCUAUAAUAAUUAAUGUCAAAUGGUAGAUUUGAUGAAUAUGUUCUUAAUGUAGUAUCAAUGAUAUGUUGUUUUUUUCCAUUUUUCUUUUAAUUCCUCGGUUUUUUUUUUUUUUUUUUUGGUUUUUUUCUUUAUUUAUACUUUUCUGGAAUGGUGCUAAGUUUAAACGUAUUACUGUACUACCAUCAAAUGUCUGAAUAUCAGUCUAUAUUGAGAAUAAUACUGAAUUAGUCGCUUUUGGUGAAUUCUUCCUUGAAAUUGGCCCUCUAUUGACAGUUCAGGAGGGUCUCUGCGCUUAAUUAGUUUAUUAAAGUUUAUACGAAAAUUGUGCAAAUUUGACGAGUGAUCGUGAAUAAUAAAACGAUAUACUACGCUACUUUUUGAGGCACAUUCCAGUCGAGUCUUGAUAUAGCUUGUUAGUAAUGGUAUACCGAUAUAAAAUUAUAUUAUUAAUAAUAAUAAUGAAUAUAUUAAUGAAUAUUGAAUGUGGCCACAAAUGUAGUAAUCGUGGUCAUAAUCUAUGAUAAUCUAUAGUAAUCUUCUUACGAUAACUAUGUAAUUUACCUGUAUGCUUUUCUGAAAUGCACGAAACAUAUAGAAGGGCGGGUGGGUUAGGUUUAAUAAGUUAAUUUAUUUAUAUUAUGUAUACAGGCGAUGCUCUACUCAACGUGAGGCCUUUUGCAUAAAAAUUAAGCCAAGCGCUUAAAGAGAACCGUAAUAUUGUUACUGUGUGACGAGACUGGGUGUGUCUCGACUUAGGAAAAAAUUCUUGAUAGAAAUUCGGGGAUCACUAAAUACUAAUUAAUUAAAGUAAAAGUAAACCUUAAAGCUACUACUUGGGAGGGGGGGCCUAAUAUUCAGGCGCGUAGUCAUAUGGCUGUGCAUCUCAGAGCAAAGCUGAGUUUAUUUUUAUAUAUCAGAAGAUGAAGAAUAAUAUGAAGAAGAUCAAUAAGAAAUGAUAAUUUUUUCUUGUUAAAUGAAAAAUAAUUAAUAUUAACAUUGUUGUUUGAUAUUUAUGCAACUGGCCACCGAAUUGCCAUACUGCGUAAUUAAUUUGCAAAAAUGAUUCAAGGAAACCAACAAAAAAAAGAAAAAGAUGGCAAAUGUUCUGAAAUCAUACCCUCAUAUAUACCUGUUUAGUUUCAAUUCAACAAAUUGACCAUCAUUUACUUUAGUAAUUAAACGAAUCUAGGUUGUUAUGUAUAGAUAAAUUUGUAAGAAGCUGCAUAAGAUAUACCUACACAUGAGGCUAGCAGCUGUGAGCCGUGUUCCAUAUAAUAUGUAUACAUAUAGUACAACUGUAUUAUCGUGCUAUAUAAUACUAAAAUAUUACGUACUCUCUAAUCCGCUCGCAUAAGAUGCAAAGAGUAAAGUCGAGUUUUGUGUUACAUUUUUUGUGAGCCUCCAGUGUCACUAGGUUUACUCAUUGUGAACGUUGCAUAAACCUGGUGUAGAAUCUAAAAAUUCUUAGGUGAUUAUAUAUAUAUGUAUAUACAUAAUAUGAAACGGCAAGAACGUAUCGGAAUACAAAAUCCACCAUUCUCAUUUAAAUAUAUACUGUCUAAUCGUUUUCCAUUCAAUAUAUGAUAGGGUUUUCAACGAGCUUACAGAUUUUGCAAGUUUAAUGAUCUCAAGUACGUUGGGAAUAUCCUAAUCUAAUUCAAAGAGGUGACGACAAGAGAGAAACUAAUUUUCACACAUUUCUUUCCAUCGAUCAUUAAUAUUUUUUUUUUAAUAUUCCGCUCAGUAGUGAAUUUAAUUUUUGUAUCACCUGAUGAGAUGGAGUACAAUCGCCGUUUUGUGUUGAGAAUGGUUUUAUUUUAUUGUAGGUGUUUUCAGGUAUUCGUUCAAAUAUUCAAUAACUAAAACAGGUCUUUAUCCUAUUAUAGAUUUAAACAAAUGCACACACUUGUCAGCUUUGUACGAAGUAAAAAAACAAAUUUUAUAAGUUGAUCAGAAUGUGGAAGCUUAUGCACAUUGCGUACUCCCUCUAUCUGACCCUCUAUUGAGUACGUCGGUCACAGUUUUGGUCACAUUCACAGGCGUAUUUGUCAAGGGGAGUAACAAUAGAAACUUUACACUUUACCUAUUAUUUAGUUUAAAAAUAAAUUCACACGAUAGCGGGUGUACGCGUAGUUCUGUGAUAUGUAAGAUGUAGCGUAUUAUAGAUCCAAUGCUGUAUUUUACAUCAUGGUUUAAAUAAGAAAGGUUCUCAUGUAAAUCAAUCUUUGCGAAACAAAAAAAAUUUAUGUAUCAUAUCGCUGCCUCGAUAUAUUUCAAGCAUCUGUCGAGCUACAGAGAGUCUGGUGUAGUUUUUGUAAUUGUUCCAACAGAUCAAAUUUACACAUAUAUAAGAAACGAAAGGAAGCGAAUAACAAGAUAAAAAAAACCUUCUGUUUGGGAGACAGUCGAAAAAACUACUACUAUUAUAUAUGUAUAGAUACAUACGUACAUACAUAACAUAAUUAUGCGCGGAACGAUGCGUGCGAAACUGCAGUUUAACAGUUUAAUGGCGGUCAAAGAAUUUAUACUUACACACACCUUAGUAAAUACACAUUCAAAGUCGUCUCACCAACUGAUGAGAAAGAUAGGCUGCUUUUGAAAAGGAUCCCAGUCACAAAUUGGGGCAGUGAGACUGAUAAUUGUUGUUCUUUAUUGUUACAACUAAUCCGUAGAGUUUAAGUUUAUAUCUUGUUGUUUGUUUAGUUUUACUUCAAUAUAUAUAUUAUACAUAUAUGUAUUUCUCUUUUUCUCCGCUUUGCCGCGGUAACGGUUCUCAUUCAGCAGCAGUAACAUCAACUUGAAUGAUUUGAAUGAUAAUCUUUCAUCUCGCUGCCCAGUUUGUUAAUAAAUCGAUUCAAUUCUAAUAUUUGAAUGAAAAAUAAGUGAAAAAAUAAUAAUCCUAGUGUGCGUGAAUGUCGCGGCUCAGUAUACUGGUGAUGUUUAAACUAAUAUAUCUAUGAUCUACAUACCUACUGUGGAUAUAUAAGUACCUUCAUAUUACGCUGAGUGCUGUGAUAUCGCGUACAUAAACUUUUUAUUAUUAUUAUUAUUAUUAUAUAAAGAAUUACAAAAUGAAAAAAAAAGAAAACAAACAAGUACGCAUAUUAUAAUGUUACGAAUUAUCUCCUUUAUACAAAGACUGAAUCUCUCGCCAAUUUAUAUACAUUACAAGUUUAGCAGCCGCAAGUACGCGUUACAUACUGUACACUAUAAAUACCUAUUUGUAUAUUAUAAAUUACAUACUAUAUUUUACAUAUAUAAUUGGAUAUACCGUCCCGACGAAUGUACGGACGGACGGACAGACGGACCGAUGCAGCUGUACUAUUGCUUAAUUUAAUGUUUGGGGCAUAUUCAUCUGCACAAUACAAUGAAUUAAAAAUUAUAAAAAUGUGAAACAGGGGUUGGAAAAUAUUGGCGCUGCGCCACUGCAAUAAGAUUUGAUAUCAAUGAAAGACAAUGGGAAUACAAAUCUGAAUAAUUUAUUUUGAACCCUGAUGCACGAUGUUGUAAUAAAUCUAAUUCUUAUCAAAUCUGAUAUUGAUCUCUGGACUAAUUGAUACGUACAUACGUGAGAGAUUACUUUUUUCUUUUCUUUUUGAAGAUUGAAGAUUUAAGUCAAGCGGCUCUAAUUUGUUACACCUAUCAUUCAGAUCAUAGUAUUUUGAAUAUAUAUGAUUAUUUAAAUGGCUAUAUAUAAACUUCCUACCUUUCUCGCGCGUGUGAGACAAGUCAUUGAAAUAAUAACACACUGAUGAGCGCGCAUCACAUUUUGGCCUCCAUUUAGUUAAAUUAACAAAUAUCUAAUAAUAUCCUAUUUUUUAAUGUAAAACAUUGGUACUGUAUUGUAUUGUACAACUGUUAUUAUUACUUAUUGUACCGUCUACUUCUACAUACAUACAUUCAUUGAUUACGUAUCAGUCCCUUGUGCUGGGACAGCUGUCAGUCAGCCGUUAAGCAAAUUAUCAGUCGCAAGGCCUGUUCAGGAAACACACUUUGUCUUUUUCCUGGAAAUUUAUUAUUUUUUACAUUAUCAUUUUUUCAAUAUUGUAAUAUAAAUAUUAUAUUAUGUACAACAAUAAUAUUUAUAUGUAAAUCUAGUCAAAAUUGUUUUAAUGUUACUUAAGAUUUAAGUCGAUUAAAACAUUAAUCUCAAUCCUUUAGAAACACAUAUCCGUUUACUGAGUUCAUAAAUGUUGUAUUCUCUUUUGUCAUUUUGAAAGAUGAAAGUAAGUUUUUGAAGAGGCCUUUAUUGUUCAUUAUCGUUUUAAUAUUUACUUUUUAAAACAAAUUUUUUUUUUCCUAUCCUUGAGCAACUACUAUUUGCUCAAUACAAUCAAACUGUUGCGGUGAUAUUAUAAAUAUAAAAAAAGGUAUUAUAUUGUGUAAAUGAGCGAACUUGACAGGCAUGUAUAAGUUUUUAUAUUUGAUACUAAUUUAUGAUAAACUUGAACGCAAGGGAAAAAGAAA
Diprion similis is the source of this 6846-nucleotide messenger RNA. Its product is annotated as DEAD-box ATP-dependent RNA helicase 20-like. Gene Ontology annotation, cellular component: cytoplasm; nucleus; ribonucleoprotein complex. Gene Ontology annotation, molecular function: RNA binding; RNA helicase activity; ATP binding. Lineage: Eukaryota; Metazoa; Arthropoda; Insecta; Hymenoptera; Diprionidae. The transcript has 4 exons. The coding region runs from base 197 to 2284 and encodes 695 amino acids. The record is from RefSeq and is a predicted model, not a curated record.